This is a messenger RNA of Cylas formicarius (sweet potato weevil), 2019 nucleotides long. Its product is annotated as lanC-like protein 3 homolog. The record is from RefSeq and is a predicted model, not a curated record. NCBI's taxonomy places the organism in Eukaryota, Metazoa, Arthropoda, Insecta, Coleoptera, Brentidae. Gene Ontology annotation, biological process: peptide modification; carbohydrate metabolic process. The transcript has 5 exons. Gene Ontology annotation, cellular component: plasma membrane. Bases 733 to 2013 code for a protein of 426 amino acids.
UUCGUUGCAUAGCCGGAGAGUACGAGCGACGAAUGAGUGAUAAAUAUUGUUAGUUGUAUUGAACUCCUGAAAUGUAUGUGAAGCACGAGUGUUUCGGGUUGGAACAUGUAGACCAACCCUCGAUGUUAACGAAGGGCAGUCGAUUGUAGAGUUAAUCAGUCUCUGAAUUAAUUUUAAAUCUCUGUGUUUCCUUCGACAAACGGGAGUUGUUUUUUUUUAAUUCUCCCAUUUUUUGAAAUCAUUCGCAGAGGAAAAUUUGACUCUUAACAAUUUUUCAGAACACACAACACCCAAAGCUCCCGGUGGGAAUCCAACCCACACCUCCUGCAAGUCAGGAUAUUUGUUAAAUGUAUUGCUGAGCAGAGGUUAUUACAGUGGAAUUGUUGAUUGGUAUAGAAUUUAUAGUUGACGAAUCGUAAGAAUUUGCACUAAAUACUUUCUAUUCGCUGUAUAAGACGGGUGGAAUUGGGACUUCAUACUGAAGUAGCAUAUUCUAGAUGUGAUCUGACGUAGAAUAAUUCAAUGUUUUUAUUGCAUUCAUAUUUGAGAAGUUGCAAAUACUGCGCCUAACAAACCCCAGCAUGCGAUUAUCCCGAACAGAGAGGACAGCUUAGCAACAGUGGAUAUCAGUCAAACAUUUACCGCCUUUUGUUUGACGGCAGAAAAGUAAUUCAGGGAAAAACUAACCUUACUAUUGGAGAUGGUAAUUCGAAUUUUAAAAUGGGCCAGUGAAUGUUGAAACAUUUAAUAAGAAGGCUGUCGGCGUUAAGGUUACCUACUAAUAUGCCCGGGAGAUAUUUUGUCAACCAGAAACCCGACUUCGAGGAGGCGUUUGGGCUUCCGCAGGUUCCCGAACAGGACAUUAAACGAUUCGUGGACAAUCUUGUGGUCGACAUUGAAAAUCAUUUUAAACCAAUAGAAAAGAAUGGCACAGAGGGCGUAUAUUUGGGAACUGCCGGUACGAGUUACAUGUUCUAUCGUUUAAGUAAAAUUCCUACUUUCCAAGACCAGAAAGAGUCCUACCUGAACAAAGCUCUAAACUACAUUAAACCGGCGAUAGCCGUAUACCAAUUUACCACCAAAAACAAGCAAGAUUUGCCCUCACUUAUACUCGGUCAUUGCGGGGUAUACGCGGUCGCUUCGGUGGUAUAUCAUGCUAUAGGAGACGAAACUCAAAGCAAGAACUUUCGCGAUUUCUACUAUAGGGCCGCGGACUUGUGUAAAGAUCAGAACUUUCUGCACUGUGGUUCGGAUGAGCUGUUUGUAGGCCGAGCGGGUUAUCUCAUGGGGGCUCUUUGGCUGGCCAAAGAAACAAAGACACCCUUGCAAAAGAAUGACUUAUAUGAGAUCUGCAGGGUCAUGGUGAGGUCGGGCAGAGAUUACUCCGUUAGGCAUCACUCUCCAUGUCCUCUGAUGUAUGCCUACUAUGGGGUAGAAUAUUUGGGUGCUGCGCAUGGGCUGUGCACUAUACUUCAAAGUAUUUUGUCAGUUCCCGGGUACUUGGACGCGAAUCCUGGCGAUGCGGCUGAUGUUAAAACAUCCUUGGAUUACCUCUUGAGUAUACAGACUCCUGAGGGCAAUUUUCCGGCCACAUUGGACGAAAUGGGGAGGGAAUGUAAGCUGGUACAUUGGUGUCACGGUGCUCCCGGUAUGUUUUAUUUGAUGGCAAAAGCAUACCUGGUGCUUCAGGAUGGGAAAUAUCUGGAGUCCUGCAAAAGGAUGGCAGAUUUGAUUUGGGAAAGGGGCCUGCUGAAGAAAGGUCCUGGAUUGUGCCACGGAGUGGCUGGCAACGGAUAUGUGUUUUUAAUUUUGUAUAGAAUGACUGGAGUCCCCAUGUAUCUGCACCGAGGAGUGGCUUUCUACAAAUUUAUGUCUAGCGAUAUUUUUAAAGCCGAAGCGAGGAGGCCCGAUAACCCAUACAGCCUAUACGAGGGCACCACCGGAACAGUGUGCUACCUGGCAGAUUUAACGUCGAUUUCUCAAGCUGUUUUUCCAUUUUCUGAUAUAUUUUAAAUCAAU